GUAAUGGAGGGGGUCACGGUCGGCCAGGUAUUUGAUGCGGAAUGCAUCCUCAGCAAACGGCCCAGAAAGGGGAAGCUGGAGUAUCUGGUGAAGUGGAGAGGAUGGUCGUCCAAGCACAACAGUUGGGAGCCAGAAGAAAACAUUUUGGACCCGAGGUUACUGGCAGCGUUUCACAAGAGAGAACAAGAGAGAGAGCUUCUGUUCCAGAAGAAAGGGAAGAGGCCGAGAGGACGUCCGCGGAAGAUUCUGCAGCCUGCUCCAGCUGUCCCUAAAGACAGCCGCUCCUCCUCUUCCUCUUCCUCCGUCCUUUCAUCGUCUCCUUCCUCCUCUUCCUCCGAAGAUGAAGAUCACACCAAGAAGUCGAAGCCUGGCCCUCGAGUCCACCCGGUUCCCCAGAAGAGGCCUCAGAUCAUGCUGGCCAAACCCGACCCCCCCUGCAAGAAGAAGCGAGGCAGGAAGCCGCUCCCCCCCGACAUAAGAGCUCUACGACAGGCGAAGAGUAGACCGCCUUCUCCUCCUCCUCCUCCUCCUCCUCCACCACCUCCUCCUCCUCCUCCUCCUCGCCACCACCAGGCGCUCAGACCGUCCAGGGAGGAUCCUCGGCCCGGCGUGAAGAAGCCGCUGCAGCCGGCCAGCUUCACCUACACCGGGAUGAGCCGGAGCGCCAGAGAAGAGGCCGCGUCCGCCUCACAGACCUCCAGCAGCUCCUUCGCCCAGAGCGCCGCCUCCAAACCCGGAUCCCUCAGCUGCAUUUGGACCAAUCGCUCCCUCUCUUCCUCUUCCUCCCACAAAGCCAGCGCUUCACAGAGUAAGAACUCGCUGUCCGAGCUGAAGCGCUCCAUCUCAGAAACCGGCGGCAGCAGAGGAGACGGGUUCAAAGUGUCCGCUCUGAAACCAGGUGGAGGUUCGGGGUCUCUGGGCGGGUUUAUCGGGGGCCAGGCGGGGGUCCAUCGCUCCCCGCUGGCUCAGAGGAGGCAAGAGGGCCUCGGGGGUCAGAGCGGGUCGGUUCAUCACAAGCAGCAGAACUCCAGUCUAUCCAAACCGUCAGCCUCGCCGACGCCACGAGACCGAGCCAACCAGGCGCUGAGCCUCCGAGCCCUCAACCUGCAGAGCGUCAGCAAGCCGCUAGCCGGCAGCAGCCUGCAGGGGGCGCACACGAGCAGCGCCGCGCCGUCCAGGUCCAGUUUGAGGAGCGGGGUCGUCGUAAAAGGAGCGGCGGGAGGCUUCAAAGACACUCGAACGUCGGCCGGGCAUCGCUCGGGUCUGCCAGCAGGAGGUGGCGCGGAGCAGGCGAGGUUACGAGAGGACAGGAAGGAAAUGUUAGGAGACACUAAGAAGAUGGCGGGCGGCGGCGGGCGGGGGAACGGCAGCGUGAGGCAGGAGGAGCGGAAACAAACCCGCAGCCUGAACGAGCUCAGCACCGGAGACUCCGACGAGACCAGCAGCAGCGAUUCGGAGCACGACACCGUCCUGUAUCCUAGCAACAGCCGGCCCAGCCUCGGCAACGACGCCACCGAGUCGGACACGGAAACGGACUGGCGGCCGACACGCAACCUCCUGGAGCACGUGUUCGUCACCGACGUCACGGCCAACUUCAUCACGGUGACGGUGAAGGAGUCGCCGACCAGCGUCGGAUUCUUCAACUCUCGGAAUCACUGAAGGACGAACUGUCUUACGACUCUUCCCGCAGCAGCUCUCAGGGUUCCUACAAACACACACAUGCACACGUUCACCAAUCCAGACACAAACACAGCGGAUCAUCUAUCGAGCAUUUAUCACAUGGAAGAAACAAUGUAGGAACCCUGAUGUUUAAAACCCCCGUUUCCUCCCGAUGUUAAAACACAGUCUGAGUCCGAAGAUGGAAACAUACGAACUAAGAGUCACGAAAGUCGACUUUUAUCCUCGUCAAGCGACGCCACUGAUAUCGGGGCCAUAUACGUAAAUAACUUAAUAAAAUACUGACCUGGAGGAGGGAUGAGGGACGGUAAUAUUUAGAGAAAAAACUCAGAAUUAUUAAGAUUGAAGUCGUAAAUUUACAAGAAAAAAACUUGGAUAUUCUCUGACAUUAUAAAGUCGCAAAUUUGCGAGAAAAAAGUAUGUGACUGCUUGGCAGAAUAAAACACAUUUUUUCUAGUUUUUUUCUCGUAAAUUUGCGACUUUAUAACAUCACAGAAUAUCUGACUUUUUUUCCCCGUAAAUUUGCGACUUUAAUCUCAGAGUUUUUGCUCAGAAUAUUACCGAAGUCAGUAUUUUUUUUCUUUUUACAUAUUUGGCCGUCGUAUUUAAUUGAUGAACUGAUAAUAAUGAAUAGAAUGAACCAAACAUUUGAUGGUUGCAGCUUCUCAAAAGUGAGUUUGCUGCUUUUCUUCGUAACUGAGCAUCUUUCGGGUUUUUUGACUGUUUCUGAAUUUUUCGGAUGUUUUUAGAGAACAAACGAUGAAUUAAUUAGCAGGUUGUUACGAAGAGAGAAACACUACAGUUGCAGCUCUACUUACUUUGACUGAUCCUGUAAUGUUUGCUCCUCCAGCAGCUCUGAAACUCUAAUCUUAACCUUAUUAAAGGAUCAUUUCACCAAAAUACAUUUUCGCAGAUUUCGAGUGUUAAAGUUUGACAGCUUUAAAUUACAACUUUUUUUAAAUAACCUUUUUUUUUGUUCAGCGACAGUUAACUAUGAUGAAUAUACCAUAGUCCAUGGUCUUCAUCAGCAGACUGAUGGUUGACCAUUGGUGUUACCUGAGCUUUCAAGUGCAGCUCAUGGUCCUCUUCAGCAAACAGAAGUUUCAGUCAUGAUAACACAGACGGUCGAUAUUAUUAAUCUUCACUCACAGACUAC
Messenger RNA from Scomber scombrus (Atlantic mackerel), 2833 nucleotides. RefSeq names its product chromobox protein homolog 2-like. The record is from RefSeq and is a predicted model, not a curated record. Gene Ontology annotation, cellular component: PRC1 complex; heterochromatin. The transcript has 5 exons. Gene Ontology annotation, biological process: negative regulation of transcription by RNA polymerase II. Bases 4 to 1659 code for a protein of 551 amino acids. Lineage: Eukaryota; Metazoa; Chordata; Actinopteri; Scombriformes; Scombridae.